AUGAUGCUUUUGAUGUCCCUUAUACCCCCAGCAUUUUUCGCUUUCUCAAGCGCAUCAUUCUGGGUUGCCAUCCACCUCCCCUACAGAGGUCGACUGUAUGUCUCGCCACUGCUAUACGGUAGCGCAAUCAUCUCACUGCAUACGAGCCCUUACCUGACAUGGCUCACUGGUAUGAAUGUGCUGUGGGCACUCUUCACCUGCAUCUGGAUCCAACAUGCAGCAGCAGUCCUCUAUUUUGACCAACUGAGGGUGCCCCGGACAUCAUCCUCGUGGCUCGCGACAUACAAAUUCUGGAACGAUCCGCAACGUCGCAUGAGCCCUGGGCUCCCACCACGAAACAAGCGCGCCAUUACAUUUCCCGGUCGAGCAAGUUUCACAUUCUACAAAAUCACCAGAAUAAUCCUCUGCUGGGCUUUUCAGUUUAUUAUUAUCGGACCACUUGUUCCCUUGCAUUUCAAUUUUACCGCUCAAGACUUCGCCCCCUCCCGUAAGGUCUUCUUCCGCCGACUUCUACCUCAUCCAUAUAAUCAUCCCCCUAUUACCUUCCGCGAGGUAGAAAUCCGCCUAUUUCUCUCCGUCUACUGGAUCUGGAUUGCUUACCUCAUGCUCGAUCUCUGCAACACUCUUCUCUCUAUCCUUUUCACUGUCAUACUCCGCCUCGACGAUCCCAAUGAAUGGCAACCACUCUUUGGCAGCCCCCUUGAAGCAUACAGCAUCAGCCGCUUCUGGACGAAGUUCUGGCAUGGCCUCACAUUCUCCUCCUGCGCUUCCUCUGGAACACAGGUCACCCGCCAUCUCAUCGGCAUUACACCUGGAUGCCGAAGCGAGAAAUCGGGCGAGCCAUGUCAUCCGCACCACGAUAUGCUCUUCUUCGUAGCCAAUUUCAUGGCUAGUGCUUUGGAGGUGCUUGUAGUGCGCAGGUUGAGGUGCGUGAAGAGAUAUAAUGGGGGUGACGAAAUUGAUAUUUCGUUAAUACUCUCAAACAAGAUCACCGUGGCGGUGGGAUAUAUUUGGGUUCUGGGGUUCUUUUUCUGGAUCACUCCCAAGUGGCCGUAUCCGAAAAUGCAUGCAGUUUUGACGCAAGUUCAGGGACACUAA
Messenger RNA from Aspergillus vadensis CBS 113365, 1098 nucleotides. RefSeq names its product wax synthase family protein. The transcript is spliced from 2 exons. Bases 1 to 1098 code for a protein of 365 amino acids. Lineage: Eukaryota; Fungi; Ascomycota; Eurotiomycetes; Eurotiales; Aspergillaceae. The record is from RefSeq and is a predicted model, not a curated record.